AUGGAAUCUCAAACAUCCUUUACUACCGUUUUUGUGCCUGUAUUUGAUGGACUAAACUAUCAAAUGUGGGCUGUCAAAAUGGAAGCAAAUUUAGAUGCUAACGAUGUGUGGGAAGCGGUAGAAGAGGACUACGAAAGGAUGAAAGAUUUGGAGAUAAUCAAAGAUUAUGCGGACAAGUUUCUCGGCAUUGCAAACAAAAUACGUCUUCUUGGCACUAGGAUUCCUGAUUCUCGAAUUGUUCAAAAAAUACUUGUAACAAUUCCAAAAAGAUAUGAAGCCGCAUUGACUUCCUUGGAGAACUCAAAAGAUCUUUCUACUAUUACCUUGGCAGAACUUUUGACCACACUUCAGGCUCUAGAACAAAGAAGACUCAUGAGAGAUGAAGAUCAUAUUGAAGGGGCUUUGGUAGCUAAAUUUCUAAAAACAAGG
Molecule: messenger RNA, 429 nt
Organism: Vigna umbellata (rice bean)
Lineage: Eukaryota; Viridiplantae; Streptophyta; Magnoliopsida; Fabales; Fabaceae
Source: RefSeq, a predicted model, not a curated record